Entrophospora sp. SA101 is the source of this 1412-nucleotide messenger RNA. The record is from the annotation of a GenBank genome assembly. Lineage: Eukaryota; Fungi; Glomeromycota; Glomeromycetes; Entrophosporales; Entrophosporaceae.
AAGAAAAUAAAGAUUUAAAGAAACAACUACAAACAGCCAAAAGAGAAAAUAAACUUCUGAAAAAUCGCGAAAAAGACUUCCGCGAGAAAGAAAAUGUUAUUGCGGAAAAAGAAAAGAAAAUUACUGAAUUAACCGAACAAGAAAAGACUUAUAAACAAGCCAUAAAAAGUUUAGAAAGCAACAAUAAAAAAUUAACCAACGAGUUAGACCAAACGAAUAAGGAAAAUAGUGAAUUAAGGACAGUUAACGAAAAUCAGAUUACGGAAAAGCAAAAAAACAAGGAAAGCUUCCAAGUCAAGAUUAAGGAGUUAGAAGAAAAAUUAACCAAACAAGAGAAAGAGUGUGAAAAAUUGCAAAACGAACUUGUUUCUCAGCAUAUAAGCAAUAAACAGGAAAAACAAAAUUCAGAGCAAGAAAAAACUAACUACCAAACUAUUAUUCAAAAUCUCGAAAUUGCUAAAAACAAAAAGGAAAGCGAAGCAACUCACUUAUCUUCCCUACUUGCCAAAAUAGAAAAAGAACAUAAUCAGGAAUUAUUAAACCAAAAUCGCGAAUGGAAAGAAAAAUUGGAAAAAGGAAGAACACAAAACGGUUUUUUUACCAUUACUAUAAGUGGAAUUAGUUAUUUAGUUGGUAAAGGAAUUUCUCGCCAAAAACUUCAAGAAAAAUACGGUAAAGGGAUAAAUAAAAUAGAACAAUUAAUAGACAAAUUAACAAAUGAUUAUCAAACAGCCCAAACUCAACUUAAUGAGGCCAAUACUAAACGACAAAAAGCCGAACAAGAACGUGACCGCUAUCAGCAAGAUUACCAAAAUGAAAAAACGCGGGCGAAUAAUUUACAAACCCAGUUAGACAGUCACAUUUGCUCUGCUCCUCCUACUUGUUCUCAUACUGAUUACGAACAAAUUAAAAAUGAACAGGAUAAUUAUAAAUCACAAUUAGAACAGCAAGAAAAAGAAUUAACCCAAAAAUUAAAUACUGAUUUAAAUCUUAACUUAAAAAACGAGCCUAAAUUAGAACAAGUAAUUACUCGCCUACAAGAGUUAUUACGCCAACCAAGCUUCCCUCCAAAAAAUAUGAGUGGAGAAAAUUUAGAAAUGGUUAAGCAAAUUGAUUUACGAAUGCUCCAAAAUGCUUUCUCACAAAUGACUAGGACCGAAACCCAAGCCAUUGAACAAACUAUAAGUUACCAGCAAUUAGCCACUGUUCGUAAUGAAAUAAUCAGAAAAUACCUCACUAAUAACACUCAAACAAUUAGUCCACCAAAAGGGCAAUUGAUUAAACCUGAAAGUAAAUUGCCUUUAAUAUUAAUUGGUUGCGGAGCAGGAAUAUUAUUAACACUGGCUAUAAUUCUAAUAAAACUGGGAACAAAUAGAACGAUUAAAAAACCACUAGUUAAGAAAAAUAAAUAA